AUGGACAAUAAUCUUUUGGAACUCACUUCAGAAGACGAAUUAAAGAAACUUAUCAAUCAAAGCGAAGGUUCUGUAAUAAUUCUCGAUUUCUGGGCAACAUGGGCUCAGCCAUGUUCUCAAAUGAAUGAAGUAUUCACGGAACUCGCCAGUAAAAAUGCUUCAUUAAAAUUCGUUGACGCUGAAAAAUUUUCCGAACUUUCAGAAUCUUUUGAAAUCGCGGCAGUUCCUACCUUUAUAUUUCUCAAGAACGGAAAGAUCGCGGAACGUGUCGAUGGAGCCAAUGCACCAGAACUUUCGAAUCGAGUUGCUAAAUAUGCUAAGGUUUCAUCGUUUGCAACAGACACAAAAAGCGUACCGCAGAAAGUUGAUUUGAAUACGCGUCUGAAAACAUUAGUCAAUUCCAAUCCCGUUGUAGCUUUUAUUAAAGGUACACCUUCUCAGCCACGUUGCGGAUUUACAAGGCAACUCCUCGACAUUUUCACUGAAAAUAAAGUCCAAUUUAGUUCAUUUAAUAUUUUGUCCGAUGAGGAAGUUAGACAAGGUUUAAAAGAAUAUUCUAAUUGGCCAACUUUUCCCCAGGUUUAUAUAAAUGGAGAAUUUGUAGGCGGUUUAGAUAUUAUUAAAGAGCUAGUCGCCAAUGAUGAAUUCAAAGGAAUGUUCCAGAUCAGUUCCGGAGUUCCAGUGUAA
Messenger RNA from Funneliformis mosseae, 687 nucleotides. The record is from the annotation of a GenBank genome assembly. NCBI's taxonomy places the organism in Eukaryota, Fungi, Glomeromycota, Glomeromycetes, Glomerales, Glomeraceae.